AUGGACUUAAAACUGGAGGCUGCUCUUGCCCACAUUGGUUCUAACAAAUUAAUGUGGUCGGAACAGGAGCAGACCGAGGGAUGGGUAGAUGAAGAAGCAAUGCACCGUGACCUCGAUAUGGCAGAGGCCCAAGUCCAUGAAGGUCUGGUUGAUGAAGAAAACAAACUUCAAGCCUACAGCAUCACCCCUCAACAAUAUGAUGAGACAAAGUCCACCCUUGAAUAUGUCUUAACAGCCAUUCGUUUUACUCGCAACUCGAUAAACUCAGUGGACAAAGAUCAAGUCGCUUGGUUCCAUGCCAGGGACUAUUUCGGAUCUCUCGUAAAAACUACACCCCCCUUCAUCUUCAUUGAGGACGAUGACGAGCUGACAAGCCUCAUCAUGUCUGACCAAGGCAAAGGCAAAGGCAAAUCAGCUGUCACAGCCAAAGAUGAAGAGGCGCUGGAAGUGCUGAGAUACGCACGUGCCAAAACAAGAGCUGAUCUUCGUAGGAAUACAUUUGCCCGAUUGAGCCAGUUUUUCGCUCAGAAAUGUCCCACUGAGGAGGAAAAUGCCUCAGAGACCUCAUCACAAGAGCUAGUGAAGGGCUUCCAGGUUAUGGAUAUUGACUCUCAUAUGGAUGAGAGCGUAUCUGUGGCGGAUGAUGAGGAAGAUUUGGGAGCCUUAGAAGUUGUUCUAAGUAGCUUCAAUCAGGAGUACAGCUUAGUGGCUCAGGGUAUCAAUGCCACAGAAGCUAAGGAGCAAUUUGUGGAAGAUGCCACCAAGACUGAAAUUUUUCUCACCGCUUUUGGAGUACUUCUCAUCACUGAUCCGGACACUGUCACUGAGGAGUGGCGGCAAAAUCUGGGGACCAGUUAUAACGUGAUCUCUUUCAUGAUGUCAAGAUCAGAAGAAAUGGUGAUGGAGUACCACAGACUGCGGUCCACGGGACAAUCAACUUAUCCUGAGGAUGAUGAAGAAAACAAUCGACGCAUUGCCAGUCUGCCGAUCUGGCAGCAACUUAAGACUCGUUUGACUAAGGCAAUGGCAACACUAGAGAUUGCCCAUGCUGCUGAAAAGAGCUCCCGAGGGCAGAGGAUACCCGUAAAGGGCUGUACGGGCCCACCGCCUCCACCCCUGGGAGGUAGCAUUGGAAUUUUCCAAACUCGUUCCCGACCGAGAUUCAUGCGAUCACGACUGCAGAGGCCCGGAACCUCGCUGGUGCCAGGACACUUCUUGCUGGCUGGAGCAGAUGUUACCACCAUACUUCGACGGGACAGAACAUUCACACAUUGGUGA
Messenger RNA from Tremella mesenterica DSM 1558, 1278 nucleotides. RefSeq lists its product as uncharacterized. NCBI's taxonomy places the organism in Eukaryota, Fungi, Basidiomycota, Tremellomycetes, Tremellales, Tremellaceae. The coding region runs from base 1 to 1278 and encodes 425 amino acids. The record is from RefSeq and is a predicted model, not a curated record. The transcript is spliced from 6 exons.